GAACUUGUUCCUUUAAUAUUUCACUUUCAGCGGAACUGGACUACUGAUCAAUCUGACAGCUUUUUUUAAAGUACUACUCAAUUGUUGCUAUUGUUGUUAUCGUAGAUUUUGUUGUAGUGAUUAUUCUUGUCAUGGUUUUGUUUCGCUCUGCAAACAUUUGUUAGGAUGUGUAGGAUAUCAGUAGCACAAUAGUUUUCUCCUUUUCUUUCUUUUAUUUUUUUUACAGAGUCAAGUGAUAAAGAAAGGACAGAAGCCGUGGAAACUGUUUGAUAUUAUCGGAGAUGGCCUCAAGUAACAAAAGUUAUCCAUCAAACUCAGAGACAACACUUAAAGGACUGGUCGACGACCAUGUGCGGGAGAUAUUCGUUCUUCUGUUCUUCGUCUUCGCCUUGGGAACCAUCAGUUUCUUUGGCGUCGUCUUCAACGCAGUCAACAUGAUCGUUUUCAUUAAGCAGGGCUUUAAAGACACAGUGAACAUUGCUCUGUUUGGUAUGGCCAUUUCAGAUAUCGGAGCUCUGCUUCCUCUGCUGUGGGAGAGCGUCUGUUUCAACCCUUGGUUUGCCAGUGCCGAUUUACCCUUUGACCCGCAGGACGUCGUGUAUGUGACGUCAGGAUGGCCCCACGUUUGUUUCGCCCGCAUUACUAGUUGGAUCACGGCCUUCGUCACGUUGGAGAGAUGUCUGUGUAUCGCUAUGCCCCUCAAAGUGAAGACAAUCAUAACUCCAAGGCGGACAAUUUAUGUCAUUCUCGGCAUCUACUUGGCGAUGUUUGCUUGCGUUGUACCAGCUCUGUAUUCAGUUUAUCUUGGUCCGAAACUCUACCCGCUCAGAAAUGAGACCAAGAUUGGGUUAAUCUUCAUACCUAACGGACCUUAUAUAGAGACUUUUUCCACUAUGUUAUACGCCUUUUCUCAAAUUGCUUCUUUCUUCGCUGUUAUUGUUUGCACUGCAAUUCUCGUUCAAAAUCUGAUACGUAAAUCAAAAUGGCGGGAGUCUACUUCAAGCACUGCACAACAAGAAUCGUUUUCAAAUCGAGACAAGAAAAUUGUUAAGAUGAUUCUUUUGAUUGCAGUUAUAUUUAUUGUUUGUUUUCUGCCCAGCACAGCCAGCUUUAUUGCCCAGACUAUCAAGCCUGAGUACAACUUCGUUGGGAGAUACCAGAACUUGUUUCUGCUUUCGUGGGCGAUUUUUACGUCGGUGGCGGCUGUCAACUCUACAGUAAAUAUUUUUGUGUAUUACAAAAUGAGCUCCAAGUACAAAGAGAUUUUAGACAAAAUGCUCAGGAUGAACGGAGAGAAGAGUGUGUGAGACAGGCGUACGGAUGUAAUCUAACAGCCAACUGUUCAAGACAAUCACCUGUACAGACGACCUCUUACUACCCCCCCCCCUCAUCCCUUCCGGGCUAC
Messenger RNA from Aplysia californica (California sea hare), 1405 nucleotides. Its product is annotated as tachykinin-like peptides receptor 86C. NCBI's taxonomy places the organism in Eukaryota, Metazoa, Mollusca, Gastropoda, Aplysiida, Aplysiidae. Gene Ontology annotation, molecular function: G protein-coupled peptide receptor activity. Bases 282 to 1307 code for a protein of 341 amino acids. Gene Ontology annotation, biological process: G protein-coupled receptor signaling pathway. The transcript has a single exon. Gene Ontology annotation, cellular component: membrane. The record is from RefSeq and is a predicted model, not a curated record.